Molecule: messenger RNA, 2201 nt
Organism: Cydia fagiglandana
Lineage: Eukaryota; Metazoa; Arthropoda; Insecta; Lepidoptera; Tortricidae
Exons: 6
Coding region: 303-803 (166 amino acids)
Biological process (GO): regulation of microtubule polymerization or depolymerization
Source: RefSeq, a predicted model, not a curated record
GGCACCGCGACCGCACGGGUAGGCGGUUUGAUUCUCGGUUAAUGUGUUUUUAUAUUAGGUAAAAAAAUAUGAGUGAGAAUGUAUAAUUGGAUCUAAUUGAGUUAUGUGAUUUUUUCAGCUCUAUUUUCUAGUAUUUCAACAUAACCAACACCUUCACACCUUUAUCAAUUAGAAACAAUUCAAAACUUUUUAGUGCUUAUCUAACCAAACGAAUAGCUGGACAAUACAGUGAGUGUUUACAGUGAUACAUUUGAAAAAAAAAACUUAAAAGUGACAACCUCGUUAUAUUAUGUGACACCACCAUGGGCUGCGGAUCGUCCGGCAACGUGAUGCCAGUUGAGGGCGCCAAUGGCACCGCGAAUGGCAACGGCAAGGCGAAUGGUGCCAAUGGGCACCACGACGAUGGCUUGCCGACGGUGGUUCUGCCAGAAACGCCGGUUAAACCGAAACCUCAGCAUACCGGUGUCCCAAUUGCCUUCGAAAUCCCAUUGGAAGAGUUCGAUGCACAUCAACGGACAGAGACACCUCCACCGCACCUUCAACGCCUGCUGCAGCCGCCGCAGCAAGAGAUUAGCCUGCCUGACAUAGAGGAAAAACUGGCCGAAGCCGAACAGAGGAGACAACAGAUUUUGCAACAAAGGGCGGCAUCUGCGCAAAAGAAGGCACAGAGAAUGACCAGGUGUUUCCAACAAAUGGAUGGACUCGACUCGGAACAUGAAAUGAUGGAUUCCGUCAAACAUGCCCCGAAGCCGUUGACCAUCCCACCCGAUCCAGGGCUGGUUGAAGAUAAAAAUAUAUCAUAAUUAAUUAUAAGACAUCGUAUAAUUAUAUUAAUUGUAUUUAAUUAUAGGUUUAAUGUUAUCCAAUCAAACAUUUUUGGUUUACGCAAUAUGAAAUCGUUUAUGGUUUGAAAAAGGUGAACGUUUUAGGUACUUUAUAAAUAAUAAAAAUCUGAAUAUUUACAAAAUCACUUUUAAAUAGUAUGAUAUGGUACCUAGCCUACUUAUUUAAUACUUAACUGACUGUUCGUAUUACUUAUAUCUCAUCAUGGUUAAAUAAGAUUUUCGAAUAGUUUAACUAUACUUUUGGAGAGUCUAUCAUCCGCUGUGUACUUGCACAUUCUUAAAAUUGAGAAAGCCUUAUCUAUUUACACUUACCUACACAGAGAUAACUUAUGCAAAAACCUUGUCAAGAGAGAUAUAUAUAAACGUCGACUUCAUAUUUAUUAUGACUUGGAGCAAACAUGUCCCACAGUUAUAGUCCGUUUUUUUAAGAAGAAAGAACUUCGUUUUAGAAAGAACUUCGCAGAAGUAAGCUUGUGGUUCCAAAUCCGGCACUUUUAGCGGUAAUAAUUUGAAGUAAAUUAUAUGUAUUGACCAUGCUACAUUAGAUAAUUCAAUAAUUAUUAACAAAUAACGAGCCUGAUAAAAACUGCACGCUUGCUUCUGUGGAGUUCUUUCUAAUGCUAAAAUAAACGAACUAUAGGCGAAAUCUUUCCCCAAUUUCUCUACAGAUCUCGAACUUCUUAGUGAUAGUGUGGCUACUCCUUCAUGAAAUCCAGUUUAUCCCGCCAUUGCCGGUUGGGUAUCAUUAUCUGAGGCAAUGCAGUCGCGGUUGGGCUGGUCAGGCAAAUCUCUCCAGUCCGUUAUUUUUUUUUAAGAAUAUGAAUAAGAAUAAUUUAUUGAUAAUAAUUGGGAACACAGUACAUGCACAGGAGAUGUCUGGUAAGCCCCAAACUAGACUGAGCCUGUGUCUUGGGGCUUAACAAAAACAGUAUGUACUUAACAGUUGGAUAAAUUAAAUCUACAUAACUCAAAAAUUAUGUGAAAUGUAUGUGUGAGUGUGUGUGUGUGUUCGUGGCUUUCCUUCUCCAACUUGUCACGUAUCCUGUCCUGGUGUAUGCUAUCCAACCAGAUUGGGCCUGCCUUUACCUCUUCGGCUCUCCGGUCGGCCUUCUAGAAGGUGUUUGGGUAGGCACUCUAUCCUCGUCCAUUCGUAACACAUACCCUGCCCAUCGCAGGCGUCUGAUUUUUAUGGCCAGUUGUGUAAUGAAAAAGAAAGCGUUAAAAAUUAAAAGAGAAACAUUUGAAUACAGGAAAGCCCGCGGCAUAAAAUUGGAUUAAUUAAUUAACAUUUUUACAAAUCUCAGCGCUCGACGCUCUGAGAUGAAUAUUUCCUAAAUAACUUAUUAUAACACGCUC